GCAAAGAGGUUUUUGUACGUUUGUGUCUUUUGUCCAGAUAUCUAAGAAGAAAAAAAAUUUAAGGCACUUCCGUGGGCGUCCUAAGAAACAGGAAGUUAUCUGGGCUCCGUGGUCGGAUAAAGGCGAUUGGUGGUGUUUGGAUGCGAAAGGUGUACGAGUGCUAUUCGAGAAGGUGCGCGAGAUCAGGGCAGUUUAGGAGAAGCGUAGCAGCAGUUGCAAACAAGGGAGGUGCCCUUGACAGAAGCGCAGAGAAAGAAAAGUGGAUUAGCAGAAAAUCGGAACGCCAUUGUUUUUUCCCUGGUUUUCCUGGAGGUCAGUGCGUGAAAGUUUUUCGUCCUACGGGGAAAUCAGUGCCGUGGAAAAGUAGGAAAACGCCAUCCAGUGCGUCAGGCAACGCCAAGACCGCCCAGAAGGAGCCCAAUUUUUCGACCCAAAGAGAAAAACCAACUUGAACAAAAACGAUGACGCAGUUUUUGUUUUGAUCAAUUUCAUCUUUUUCGGGGCUUUUUCCUUCGGAACAACAGAAGAAAAAUAUGAAUGUUGAGUGCACAGUAAGAGAAAUCGCAACUGAAAAUGUCCGCCGAUUCCCAGCGUCGUUCAGCGUCCAGCACGGCUGCUGCUGCACGCUGCAUGCCGGCGAUCGUGCCCCCGCAGGCCGUUAGUGAUCGGUCGAUCAUCGACAGUGUGGCUGGGUUCAUCAAUGACGUGACGUUGCAGACGCAGGCGCCCCAGGGCGACGUCAAGGAUCACAUCCUGUGGGCAAAGUUCGAGAAUGCUGCCGACAUCAGCGAUCCCUGUCUCGGGGAAGACUGGGAGCUAGAGGGUGGCAUUGCGCCGCCACUGCUGCUGAUCCUGGGUUACGUUACAGGGAUUCAGGUUUGGAUCAUCCCAGCCAACGGGGAAGCGAUCGAGGUGCUCUCGUGGCGUCAUGGCAGUGUCAAAUGUAUGCGAGUUUUACCGACGCCAACCGUCGGAGACGGUGAAUCGGCCAGCGAACCGAACGAUCAGUUCAUCCACAAGCGGCCGCUGAUUGCGCUGUGCGAUUCGGCCACCAGCGGGAUCAUUGGCAGCGGCGGGAGCCUGGCCAGUGGCAACCAAUCGCAGUACUGCUCGAUCAACUUCAUAUCACUCAAGGACGGGGAGAAUGUGAAGAGCAUCAAAUUCAAGAACCCGAUUGUGGACAUCCUUGCGAACCGAUCGUCGGUGGUGGUGACAUUUACAGAACGGAUUGCGAUUUUCGAUGCACGUACGCUGGAAGAUCGGUUGACCGUUACUACGUGCCAUCCGAGUCCAGGUUUGAGUUCGAACCCGGUAGCGCUAAGUUCCCGUUGGAUCGCGUAUGCCGAGAAGAAGCUGCUUGCUUCGAAACGUUCGAGUGGUGGCUGCGAUGGCGAUGGAGUCACCAGCUACACUGCUACCGUGUUGAAUGCCGCAAAAAGCUUGGGAAAAGGUUUGCGAGAGCUGGGCGAGCAGAUGGCGGCAGGUUUAACCGGUGGCAGUCACUCGGGCCCGAGUUCUAUCGGCAGCAUGACUGGCGCUUCGGGUACGGUAGUCGCAAGCGAAGGCAAUCAGCCAGGAAUUGUUACGAUACUUGAUAUCAAGUUUCCAAUCAAGGAUCUAAGCCCGACUACGGGCACGCCAAUUGCCAGCACUGGUAACGAUCCCAUCAUAGCCCAUUUCGUGGCUCAUUCGGAGGCGAUUGUAGCCAUGCAAUUUGACGCUUCAGGCAUGCUGCUGCUAACUGCUGAUAAACGUGGCCAUGAUUUUCAUGUUUUUCGAAUUCAUCCGCACCCGAGUGGACCCUCGCUGGCCGCGGUUCAUCAUCUGUACAUUUUGCACCGUGGGGACACUAGCGCCAAAGUGCAGGACAUUGCAUUCUCACUCGAUUCCCGAUGGGUAGCGAUCUCAACGCUGCGAGGGACAACACACGUCUUUCCGGUGACUCCGUACGGUGGCCCGGCCGGGGUUCGAACGCAUGGAUCACCCCAUGUUGUAAAUAGACUAUCCAGAUUUCACCGUUCAGCUGGUCUGUCGAUCGACGGAAGAUCCAGCAGCCCCGUUUCGCACCUGGAGCACCCCGCGUCGCACACGCCGACAUCCGCCUAUGCCAACCCUCGGAUUCCACCGUUCCCGCACCCGACGGUGGUUCAGCCACUCGCACAACUUCGUCAGCCAUCGAGUCUCGGUACGCAAUCGAGCGGCAGUACCAGCAGCAAAAGCUCCAGCACCGGUGGCCGCCAGCGAAAUUCAUCUUCUUCCUCUUCGGAUGAUCUCGUCAAACCGCUGCGCGUGUGUGCCACCUUCGCGAAAGCACGUUCCUGGCUGCUGGACCCGCCAGGUUCGGCACGCGAUACCCCCGCGCACCGCAUGCAGCGCAAACCGAUGGAUUCGCUGUUCAUCAUCGCGGCCCACGGUGCACUGAUUCAGUACGAUCUAGAGCCGAAGCAUGCGGCCAAUAUCCCCAAAGAAAAAGUUUGCGACGACACACCCAUCGAGCUGGAGGUGGAAGCCAAGGCGCAGUGGACGCUACAGCGGCAGGAGAAUUCCGCAAGCGGAGGUGACAUUCAACCACCGCUACCGCUGGACAAUUGGCUGAUUAAGGAUCGCUUUCUGGAGGAGGGAACCGGUGAUACGGCAAGCGACUAUAUCGGCUCGGAUCAGCACCACCGUGGCGGCGGUGGUGGUGGUGGUGGUGGCGAUCAUCGAGGCAGUUCGAGCAGCAUCGAUCACGAUGACCGCUGGUUGUCGCAGGUGGAAAUCAUUACCCAUGCCGGACCACAUCGCCGUCUCUGGAUGGGACCGCAGUUUAUGUUCAAAACAUAUAACACGCCUAGCGGAUCACCUCUUACUUCGAUCGACACUGAUUCGGUGGAGAUCGGUGCCGGCAGCACGAUAAACCGGCCGGCACGUUCGAACCCGAUGAAUAUGCCCAUCUCUGGAGGUAUGAGGCCAUUGGUACCCGUACUCAUUGAAUCUGGAUCAUGUAGCAGCUAUGAGCAAAGCCCCAGGAUGAUCAACAUGACGGAGUUUCGCCAGCAUGAAAGCUUGGACACCGAGUUCUCGUCGCUCGGUCCGGUAGAAUCGCAGCUGCGCGAAGAUCUGGCUGAUGCCAUGCGUGAAUCGCCACUCAUCUCCAGCGGACGAGACACGACAGGCUACACGUGCGCCACGCCCAUCCCGGCCGGGUUGUCUUCGGUGUCCUCUUGCUCCUCCACCUCGAUCUACUCGUCGACGCACUCGUUGAACUCGAUCUGUGACCAUAAGCUGCCCCCAUCGAUCACUACCCACGCGCAGGGAGUUCCGGUGAAACACCAUCCGCACUAUCACCUGCAACAGCAAGAUCAGCACUCGUCCUCCCUUCCGACGAGCUGCUCGAGGCCGGCUUCGGCAGCCAGUAGCCGAGCCUCGGGCUCGAUCACAAUCGCCAAGGUCGUCAAUCCGCUGGGAACGGUUACCACCGUCUGUAGUGUGGAUUCCGAAGGACCGGACACCGGGGCGGAAGCUCGAACCGAUCGAGAUUGCGACGUUUAUAUGCACGAAAACUGCGACGAAGCACUAUUUCGACCGGUAGUGACUGUUCACGGAACAAGCGGACCGGAACGCGAUCGUCGCGGUUCCUCACUGGAUCGAAUCACCUCGGCUCAGCCUUCUGCAGAGGAGCCUCCCUCGUUGGUCGGCCGCGAGUUGAUCGUUCCGGUUAUCGAAGAGAAAAACAUGAUCUACUUUAGUAAAGCUAAAAAUAAGGAAGAGGAAAACGUGGCCAAGUUCGAGGAGCUGUCUUCUAUUAACAAGAAGAGUAAGAAACCGGAGGAACUGCAAAUCACCGCUCCAAAGUCCAGCAGCAAAGGCAAGACAAGGGAGGAGUUUGUAAAUAUUGAAGUGCAGGAGUGCAGACCGCCGCAGCAGGAACCGCCGAAAGUGACCGGUAGUAAACGGAAGGAGAAAACGCCCCCGAUAAUAUCAUCCACCAAGGGGGAGCGGAAAAAGAAAUCGGCUCAACCUGAGCCGAUCGAAGUCAUUGAAAUACCUGAACCGGAGGUGGAGGAAGUAGAACUGCCCCCAGUUGAGAAGCCUACCCGCAAUCAGAAGAAAGGAAGCGGUAAAAAGAAGGACGAACCGAAGCAGUCAUCGGUAACGGUUGGCAAAUCUAAACCGGCAGCACAAGCGGAAGGGAAAUCGAAAACAAGCAACAACAACACCGGCAGCGGAAGCGGCAGCGGCAACGCCAACAACAACGGCGGCACCAACAGUAGGAAAGAAAACAAGCAAGACAAUCGCAAACGAAAAGAUCAACCGGCGCAGCUGCCGCCGCCACCUCCGCCAGCAGCUGCUCCACCGCAGCCGAAGCCCGAACCCGAGGAUGUGGUAGAAGCGUCACCGCCGGUGCCGCAGCCUCCCCCGUCGGUGGUGACGGUUCAGCCACGUCUGGCGGUUGUUGUUCAUGACGACGAACUGCUGAAAUCGAUCUGCGACGAUUUUCCACCCCUGGAAGCGCUAAAAAUUGAUGAUUUAGAACUGUUUGGCGAAGCGAACGAACCGACAAAUUUAAAACUGACGCGCACGGAAAUUAGUGUUCAGGAAUCGAUGCUGGCCAGCUGCUCCGGUGGGGGCGUUGGAGCGGUGGAUCUGGUGGCUGGUGGCAGCGGUGGUGAGGCAUCAGCGGCGGUAUCUAGUGUAGUUAGAGAGAAAAGUGUUGAAGUUGAAGAGCCGGAAUUGAUGUGCGUGAGAGAAGUUGUGUGUGAGGACGAGCGGAAGGUGGAGAAGUAUUUUGAUCCGUCGGUUCUUCGAUAUGAAAUGGAUUCGCCGGAACCGUUGCCUCCACUGGAACCGUUCGUGUGCAAAGAUUUCGAUGAUUUGGGUUUUAAUGAAUGCUUAAGAGAGAAGCUGAUGAAGCAGCCGAGCGAGGAGAGGACUCUGAUUAACUUCGAGAGUCCACUGCAGGAAGAGGCUAAGGAAGUGGUUCCCUCGAAGGGUCGUACCCUGCUGGAGGACAGAAACAUUGUGUUUGCCAUGUGCUCCAGUUUGCGAGACGGCAGUUCGGCUGGAGCGGGAGAUCCCAGCGGUUCUCAGCAAGCGGGAGGAAGUAGAAGUCUGUCAUCGUCGAUGAUGCAAUCGGGUCCGGUUGUUCUGCGGCAGCAGCUGUCUGUCGAAGGGCAAGAUUCGGACUACAAAAGUUUAGAGCUGGACAUCGACGAUACGGCGAUGUUCAUGUCUAGGCUUCCGGUGUCGUCGGCAUCGGACGAAGAGACGUCCAACUCCAACAAUGACGACGCCGAUGAAGAGUCGAAGACUUCCAGCAAACAUCUGCGAGCUGGUGACGAUGAGGACGAAGAACUGGAGCCGCUGAUCUCGAGCAAUAAAACAUCAUCUUCAUCGCUGUCGACUACGGUUGUCGGUUGCGUCCCGGGUGCCAGUGGGCUCACCGACAGCGUAAGCAACUCCAUGACCACUUCCGGUAUUGUGGCAGCAGCCGGAAGUCCAGCCAAGACACCAAUAAUAACAACAACAACUUCAGCACUGCCAACGACGGAAGCGAACCAAAGUGAGCAAAGCGACAAGCAGACAACGGCGGCGGCGGCGGCAGUGGAAUCGGAGGCAAAGCAGUCGUCCAACAACAACAGCAACGGCGGGAACAAUGGCAAUAAUGGCGGCGGCAAUGGCAAUGGCAACGGCAACGGGAACGGCAAGAAGCGCUCGAAGAAACGGCGCAAAUAAUUGGCGGUCUGGCGGAUGAUGCUGCUAGUGGCCACCGGUGGCGUGGUGGUGCUGAUCGCCGCAUCACUGCUGGUUUUGCUCGUGCUAUCGUAUCUGCUGCUUGUGCAGCUCUGCUACGCGCUAGUGUUAUAUUUAUUGUAUUAUUUCUAGGAGCUGGCCGGUGGCCUGCGCCUGCGCCUGUGCUGUGUUGCUUGCUCUCCGUCGAGCGGCACGAGCAGCGGCGGGCAGGGCAGCACAGCAGCGGGCGAGACGCCCCAGAAGGGCGCCUGACCCUUCAAAAAAAAAAAGCAAAAGCGUCAUCAGAAAACACGUGUAGCGUUUAGUUUAGUUUAAUUUCAAAGUUUAUUUAAAAGCGAAAACAAAAAAAAAACAAAACAAAGCCAGCAGAUCGGUUCUUUCCGCGCUCUUUCGACGACGGAUUUUAAUCUUUUCUUUUUAGUGAGGUAUUGUUAUUAUGGUUUCAACACACACACACAGAAAAAGGUAUUUAUUAUGUUUAUUAGGAGGAUUUUUUCCAGCGCUUUUCGGCAAGCGGGCGGCUAGCUCUGAACUCUAUCAUACUUAAAUUUAUUUGAGAUUUUUGGGAAAACGACAAGUCGACAGCUGAUCGUCGCACACAAAAAAAAACUGCACAGAAAAAAAGGCUCAAUCCCAUUGUGUACAUCGUUUUAAUGCAUGUUAAACUUAGUUCGUCAUUUUAUGUAAAAGUUGAUUUCACCUCAAAAAAUAUACAGUUUUACGUCCACGCAUAUUGUUCUACCUUCUAUUCACGAAGAAAGUUCUAGUUUGGAAUAAUUUUUUUACUCGUACUGAUUGCACCUUUUUAGAAGCGAAAAAAGCCAUCUAAUAAUAUUAAGUAGGCGCGUUUAAAUUGAAGAAGAAAAAAACACACAAAUGAUUGACGUUUGCUUCGUCCCGGUACAAUAGAAGACUAGCCUACUGCUUGUCGGAUUUCCUGACUUCCUUGUCCGGUAUUGAUAGGUACAGUAAAGAUUUGUAUAACGUGAAUAACAAACACACGUAGCAUAUAAAUAAUGAGUUAAUUUGGGGCUAAACAUUGAUUUCGAGCGAUUUUCAACAGAUAGAUACGACCGUGGCGUGCUUUAAAAAGUUGUAGGGCAUAUAAUAGUUGACCCUCUAAGUGAUACACGGAACUCAUGAAGUUACGGGUUGGCUUUCGCAAGGUUUUGGAGUAUCCGUUGAAAUUUUUGUUUUUGUAAAAUUUCUCUGAAAGCCUUGAAAAUAUUUUUAAGGCAAUUAAAGUCGGGUAAUUGGUAUAAUUUAAAAAACAGUACUAAGUAAAUGACCUUAGAAAGUCGUCAGGCAGUCCUUCGGAAAAUCCGGAAUAUAUCGUAUAUGUUGGCCGUUGGAUGGCUUAGCUUAGGGCUUACGGCUUAGGGGGAAAAUGAAAGCUUACCAGCAGUUAGUGGUCAACGAGCGACAAUUGUUCUGGUAAUGCAAGUGUUUUUUUUAACUUAUAAUAGAUCAAGAUAAAAUAGAACAUCAGCAGUUGAUGGCUCGACUGUCGGAUCACAUUCUUCUCCUAGCAGCUUAGAGCCUGAGUUCGUAUUUUUCUUCAACCAAAUCUUCUCUGCUUCGCGUUUUAGUCUGGUUUACUGAUCUGCCACUGUCGUCCGCAAAGCGGAUAAAUUGACUAGAUUUAUUAAAAAUUGUGCCCCGCAUUUUGAUCGUCGUUCGUCUUAUAACACUUUUAAGCUCAGGAGAGGCCAUCGCCGACAAUCCACCCGAGAUUUUCACACAGCACUGGAUCCCAUCCAUUGUAGCCCUGAUAAGUGUAGUAAGCUUACCCGGAAAGCCAUUUUCGUCCAGAAUUUUUUAUAGCUCUUGUCGGUUUACACUAUCAUAUGCGGCUUUGAAAUCAAUAAAUAGGUGAUGCGUAGGAGCUCGCGGAAUUCGCGGAAGAUUUUUGCAACCCAAUCCUUCUAGUCUUCGUUUGUAGUCUGGCGUAGAUUGACUCCGUCAUCCCAAAGUUUCUAGUAAUGAUGUCUGCGAGGGCUGGGAGUCGGCUACAUUUGCCGAAGAUCGUUCCUCCCGUUUUGAGGCCCGCUCAUCGGAUCACAACUUCGAUAGCGAUGUUGAAUAACAUUCAGAACAGUUAUCCCCUUGCCGUAACCCUCUGCGCGAUUCGUAGCACAUCACUCGAUCCGUUAUAGCUUCGAUCAGCCGAGUCAGCCGCGUCGGAAAAACGUUUUCGUGCAUUAUGUGCCAUAGCUGUCUCUUUUCAGAGAGCGAACUAAGGCGCUAUAACCUUGGUCUAUUGCAGCCUGGCUUGUGGUCUAAAAACCAUAAGUUCAUCCCCGAGGGUCCAGAGUAUCACUUAGCCUUUAUUAGUAAAGAUACUCCCAACGACUGCAUACUGCAUAAUGUAAUAUGUAAAUUAAUCAAUAUCUUCAAGGGAAGCGUUUGGUACGGGAGGUCCACGCUUUCUUCCGUCCCCUUGAUUUUAAUGAGUUGAACGGAAUUAAGUAUCAUUUCUAAUUCCACUUAUUUCUUUGGAAUUUUCUCUGCGGAACGUGCUGCGCAGUUGGCCCGGCCGUGGACAAGAAAAAUGAUCGAUUCAAGCAAUUGUCAUUUUCCAGAAUGCCUUCAAGUAUUGGCAGCGUUAGUGUGAGAUAAGAUAAGAUUAUCUGUGAUAGCUGUUCGCGCUUGACUGUAUCGUAACCUGCCUUGAAAUCCACAAAAAUGCUUCACACAUCUCUGGGGGAUUUGUCGGAGAGUGAAAAUUUUCAGGCACCAUUGAGAUGGCCAUCGAAGAACAAGUUUCCCUCCUCGUCCCUACACCUAUCAGGCUUCGGUGUGUACGAGUUUGAUUCACCUCGGAAUCACCAUAGUUCGGAAUAGUUGUCUGUCCACCUUCUGGCGCUUUUUCCUCCUCAGGAUUGUCUAAGGUAUCAGCAUCUGUGGCUCGAGUAGCACGUUCCUCACAAGCGUGUGGAUUUCUCAGGAUCGUGGUCAACUAAUUCCGCGCUUCUUUUACACUUUCAUCCACUCUUAUUUGAAAUUCUAGUCGUUUUACUAGUCGUCAACUAAUUCCGCGCUUCUUUCACACAUUUUCAUCCACUCUUAUUUAAAAUUCUAGUCGUUUUUGAAGAUCUUCCCUGUUUGGCGGAAUUUGACAAUCGCCCAGAAUUUUUCUAUUGGAUGAAGUUCUGUUGAGUUUGGUGGAUUUGUCCAAGAAUUUCUUCGCAAAUUUGUCGACCUUCUUCCGGAACAUCCAGGCGGGACUUGCCGACGAAAAACUCCAGGCCGGGGAUCUCACGUCUCGUCGUCAUUCUAUUCAUCAGUUCGGUUAGAUGCCUUCCUUACCUUGAAGACUUGAUGCCCGGCCCGCUUCAUUGUCUGUUGGAAGAAUUGAGCUUCUUGGCCACGUCCCGCAUUAAAAGGUUCGAAUUGUGCUUGAAGUAAUUCCUCACCUUCCUUGCCUUUACGGGAUCGCUCGUUUUUGCUUUUCGUACGCUGCCAACUCGCCGCUGGGUCGUCUAGGUCUUCUUGAACGAUUUCACCCACCACGACCGGGACACGGUCGAAUGGUCGAUUUCCAACUGUUUAGCAAUCCAUCUGUGGUGGGACUGGCCUGGAUUUUCAACGACCGCGCCCUUAAUUUUUAGUUGAAGCAUUUCUUGCUUGGCCUUUUGCCAUCUCGAAUGAUCUCAGGUCAGGUGAUCUCCAGGUGGCUUUGUGGAUAUCUUUGUGGGCAAAGAAAGUGUAUCCGAUCGUGUCGAUGUGCAGCUUAUGGGACCCGAUCUUGAUGUCCUGUGGCGCACAGCUAGCGUACAUUUACUUCAGCUGCCAUAGAACGCUUCCUUCUCGUCGUCGGGUCAUGCUUCGUGUGGACAAUGCACGUUUAUGAUAAUGUAGUUGAAGAAACGACCUUUUAUCCGAAGGCGGUUCCAGCCUAUCACGCGAUCCUGCAUUCUGCCCAUCACGAUAAAGCCCGAUGUUAGCUCUCGUUGGUCGCUUCACCGCUCUGGCAAAAUUGGGCGUUGCCAGCAUGGAUUCUCAAGACCUCGCCUUUGCAACUGAUCUUCUGCAUUACGGCGGUGUUGAUCUUUCGAGGUUUUAACUGAUCGAGCAACACAUUGUUGCCACCCAGGAAAUUCAGCGAUCUUCAGUUCCAGAUAGCGAGCAUCCAUUCUAAGUCAAAUUCCCUUGAUUUUUCGUAGUUAAUUUGACUUUAGUAGGUUGUUUUACUAGGACCACGCUACCGAGUCUCGUGAUGGGGCUACCAUCUUAGUAGAUGUAGUGCCGAAACAAUACAUUUCUUAAUUCAGCCGUUCGCUCCGGAUUAGACGCUGUAGUGAGCCGCUCCUAAUCGCAGAUUACAAUCGUGCACUUGGUAGAAGAAUCGACAAACCCUGACAGAUGAUCUUCUUCGCUGCUCUCAGCGUUGGCAUGAGUGCCUCCUUUCCUAUAGGGUUACGACCUUAGUUUUCACCGAGGUAGGUUACCCGAUCUCCACUCAGAUUACUAUUCCGGUAGGUACCACGAAGAGGAGGAAUCUUUUCCAAUUCCUGCUCCUAUUUUAGGUAUAUCUAUUUCAUAUUGUUCAACUGGAAAUUAAAUGAAAAUGAUUCCGGACUCAAAGAACAGUUUUUCGCUCAUUAAAUACUUUCGUGGAUUUUCCGAAGAAUUUAUGAUGGCUUCUCAGCCUCAGGUACUUUAGAAAGAAUUUUAAACCUUUGCGAAAACGUCACAGAAAUGAAAGUUAAAUGGAUGUUUCGGAAGCUCCGAGAGGCCAUAAACGGGAUGCUACGUGAACACGGUCUUAAUUAACCGCACUAUACAAAUCUUUACUGUACUUAAUGCCAAGCCAAUCAAGCAACAACAUCGUGGUGUGCAAGUGCAAGGCUUUUAGCGAUUUAGUCGAAAACAAACAAGCAAACAAACAAACAAACAAGAAGAAGAAGUAUAUUUUCAUACAAAAGAACGGAACUACUUUUGUUGACACUGAUUUUUAGUCAUGUUUUAAGUAUUUUUUAGGGUAUAAAAUCGUUCAAAUCGUGUAGACUUUUAAGGGCAUUGUUAACAAAUCAAUACAUUAAACAAAAACGUAAUUUAAAUUCAUAUCUAGGAAGGACAGUCUUUUUCAUCCAGCCGUUUAAACGCUUUUUCCAUUGUUUUUUUUCUUAUUUUGUUUCGCAUGUUCAGAAGAAUCCAAAAUGUGGUUAGGUUUGCUUUGAUUUUCCUGUCCAUCGGGCAAGUCGUUCAAUUUUGUCAUAAUCGUUGAAAUUAUGAGCUCAAACUGACUGAUAAACAAAAAAAUAAUAACGGGGAAAAAACAAAAAUAAGUGCUAUAAACAUUUUGCGAGCUCACCACCACCCGGGAACGAUUGUUGAUUUCCGUUUUUGUACAGUUUUGUGAUUUAUUAACGCGAUAGGAAGCAUCUCAUCAUACACAAACACCCGCACACUCACACACUCACUAAUACAUAUAAACGAAAGUGAAUUCAUUACUGUUGUUGACGUUAAAAAAAUCAUUACUCCGCUAGAUAGAAUGUUUCCUCACGGUCGAUUUCUGUUUGCGCCGCCGCUAUAUAUAGUAGUAGUGUGCAUUUUUCCUAAUCUUGCUUCGCGGGCUAGCUAGCUAGCCUUCUUCCAAACUAUAAUACGUCCUGGUGACUGUCCGUUUUUCCAACCCACCAGCGACCAUUUCUUCUUCCCUCUUCUUCACUAUUCGAGAGCCGCGACGUCAAACACGACAGCUACUGUACAAAAAACAAAAUAAAAAAAAACAAAGCGUGCGUUACAUGCUAAUAAUUCAAUCAUAAACAAAUAGUGAUCGUUCUCAAAUCUCUAGUAAAAGUUGUUAAUUUACAUAAAACGAUUGUAAAAGAAAACAUUAGUUAACCAGCGUAACGUAAGUCCUUCGCCUGCCCCGGACGAACACAGGACCACCCAAGUAACCUGGUUGAGUUUUAUUGCACUCUUAUUGCGCUUUUCGUAACCGAUUCGGGUCACCAAAACCGUCAUAAGAGUGCCGUAAAACCUUUACCCCGUUACUUGAGCAUAGACGAUCUCCGAAAAAAGAAGUUACAUAUUUUUGCUUUUUGCGCAGAUACACACAUACACACAUAGGGGCGCAGAAAACGUGACCUCACGCGUGCGUGGCCACGCGCGAUGAUUUCGAUGGAAAAUGGCUUAACAUUGUUGCACUAAAACACUAAAACCAGACCAGACACACCAAAAGUAAAGAAAAAAAAACAAAAAACAAACAAAAACACACAAGCAUAAAUGCGAUGCUUCGCGUUGUUACGCGAAAUAGUAAACAUAAAGAAGGUAAAGAAAAAAACACAACAUAACACACAGGCUUAGUUGUUCGGUGAGACACAGAGGAAGAGGGUGGGGAGUGGGUAGAAACCGAGAGAGAGAGAAAGAUUUGAAAACAACACGAAAAGUUAGAGUUUAUUUGUAGGUGAGAACAAAAAAAAAGCAAAAAAUCUGAACAAAGCAAAAUAAAAAAGAAAUGUGAUUGUUUGUAUAUUUAUCGAAGAAAACAAAAAGAAGAAAUGAUCUAAAAAAAAAGUAGUACGAAUAAGAGUAAACUAAUUUAUGAUAGUGUAAGUUCAAGCAAAGACGGCGAAAAAAUUAGAAAAAAAAAUUUAAAAAAAAACUAAACCAGAAAAACCAGAAGAGAAAAAAUGAGAAUAAAAAAAUGGAAAAUCAGAAAAUCCAAAACCUGAACAAUUUUUUUCAGUACCGAACCAAAAUAAAAAAUUAUGUUAAAAAAUCAAUUUCA
This is a messenger RNA of Sabethes cyaneus, 12472 nucleotides long. RefSeq lists its product as uncharacterized. Lineage: Eukaryota; Metazoa; Arthropoda; Insecta; Diptera; Culicidae. Gene Ontology annotation, molecular function: protein binding. The record is from RefSeq and is a predicted model, not a curated record. Gene Ontology annotation, biological process: response to starvation; autophagy. Bases 574 to 5715 code for a protein of 1713 amino acids. The transcript has 7 exons. Gene Ontology annotation, cellular component: cytoplasm.